GUCCGCUUAACAGAGAUGUCCGCUGAAUGCUUGUCUAUUAAAUUUUCUUACGACUUUACAGUAAAUGUUAGAAGCAAAUUUUGGGACUCAAGCUGAUGUGUUCUUAAUGGAGGGUGUCCGCUUAAUAUGGGGCCCGAUUAAUACAGGUUUCACUGUAUCUCGCUGUGUCACUGCAUGCAGCUACCGCUAUUAUUUGCACGUACGUCAUUCCCUUCCUCACUUGCAUAGUGCAUAUUGGGACAAUCUCUGUCGGUUGUAAAAUUUUCAGUUACUGACCUCACUUUUAGUGACAUCAUGUAAAUGAAGAACACUGGCUCGACUUUUCCACUUUUACGGUUCCGGGAAAGCUGGACUCCGAUUUCACCCCUGACGGCAGUGCGUGACUAUUAAGGCUUAGGCCGAUAGAUCCCAAUAGUGUCAGGACGUGUCAGCACUUUUGAGCAAACAUCUAUUGUCUUGAACCAACUUCAACUGAUCCAUCCAGCAAUAUGGCGGCAUUGAGAGCGCUGGUGUUCCUUGCAGUUCUUUCAUGUUGCUCGGCCGCAAACUUUGUCAUGUUUCCUAUGUUUGGAAGAAGCCAUUACAUGUUCGUGGCUCGGCUUGGUCAAGAACUGGCCGAGAGGGGUCAUCAGGUGAAGAUAUUUGUGGGAACAACCCAGAGUUACGCCGCAAAUGAUUCAAACGUCCGAGUUUACAAAGAUGACCAGCUAGCAGCCGCAAUGAUGAGAGCCGGUCGACCCACUUCGCAUUUCUUCAAGACGACGUCCGACCUAGAACAGUUACGAUUUCUGUUCAUGUACCAGACUCUUUACUGUGACGACUUACUUGGCCACACAGAAGUCAUGGAAGAAAUUGAACACGCGGAUCUUGUUGUUGGCGAGAUGUUGUAUCUGUGUUCCGCAUUAGUUGCAGAUAAAUUUGACCUUCCACAUGUAAUCAUAAGUGCAUCGACUCUCUCUACACCCACGGGGCUUCCGUUCGGUAUACCGUCUCCUCCUUCCUAUGUGCCACAGUGGGGUGCUUCUCUUACACCUGAGUUGAGAUUUGUGGACAGAGUAAAGAAUGUGAUAAAAUGGAUGUUAUCGUAUGGGUGUUACCUUUACGAUUUAUGUCCGAUGUUCAACGGACUCAAGGUAAAACAUGGCAUCACACCCAGCAAGAACAUACAUGAGACUCUUGGCAGAGUUGAUUUAAUACUCGGUCAGAUGGAUUUUGUGUUAGAAGAUCCAAGACCUCUACUUCCUAACACUCGAGUUGUGGGUCCAUUCCUGCCCAGUCCUGCCAAGCCUUUACCAAAAGAGGUGGAUGAGUUCAUGCAAGAAGCUGGUGACGGAGGAGUGAUCUUAGUUUCUUUUGGUACGGUACUGGAAGAAGUCGAUGAAGAUUUACUGCAACUGAUGGCUAAAGCAUUCUCUAAACUGCCACAGAAGAUUUUAUGGAAACUCAAGGGCACAUCCAAAGUCUCAAUUAGCGACAACGUGAAAUUGUUGUCAUGGUUACCGCAGAAUGACAUUCUUGGCCAUCCCAAGACGCGUCUAUUCAUAGGACAUGCUGGACUCAACGGGAUUUUUGAAUCGACCUACCACGGGGUGCCAAUGAUCUGUUCGCCUUUCUUUGGAGAUCAGUUUGUUAACGCCCAGAUCGCAAAGCGGGCUGGGUUUUCUGAGACAGUGGACUUAGAGGCCACGUCAGCAGAAGAUUUUGUUAGUUUGAUUAACAAGGUGUUAAUCCAAACCAGUUAUCGCGAGUCCGCGGGGCGGAUCUCGAAAUCCGUUCAGCGGCUGCCGCGUCCGCCCAUCAAAGAAGCCGCUGACUGGGUGGAGUACACGCAGGCUCAAGGUGGUUUGCAGUAUCUCAGACCACGGGGCCUGGAUCUACCGUUCUAUCAGCUCUAUCUGCUUGAUAUUUUGUUCUUGGUAUUUUUAGUCUUAGUUGUUGUGGUAUUCGUUAUCGGAUUCUUGUUGAAAUCUGUGAUAAGUUGUUUGUGGAGAUCCUCAGAAAAGGAGAAAGCAAACUGAAAAGACGAAAUACCUUUUUAAUCUUUAGGUGGUGCUUAUUAGUCUUAGAACCGCUCUGGAGCUAGGGGGAGUAAAUCUCUGAUUUUUUUUUUUUGCCCUGAGAAAGGCAGUCAAUCUACGGGCACAUGGUAUAACAUCGCAUGCGAUGUUGCCGGGAGCCUCAGAGACAGGGAUUCGGUUUGUUUGUUUGUUUGUUUGUUUGUUUGUUUGUUUUUUUUUAAUUAAAAAAUCAGUACUUUAAAGUUGGUUUCACGAACCGUAUGAUUUCGCUUGUACUAACGUUUAGGUCUAACGGGCAUUUAUUUCGAUUCUUCUUGCUUCAUUUACUAAUAGACCAAUCUCGAUAUAUUCAAAUUCAGCCUAACACAAUAGACAUCAGCACGAGGCUCUGGGGAAUAAACCCC
Orbicella faveolata is the source of this 2422-nucleotide messenger RNA. RefSeq names its product UDP-glucuronosyltransferase 2B33-like. The record is from RefSeq and is a predicted model, not a curated record. Gene Ontology annotation, molecular function: UDP-glycosyltransferase activity. NCBI's taxonomy places the organism in Eukaryota, Metazoa, Cnidaria, Anthozoa, Scleractinia, Merulinidae.